This is a messenger RNA of Xenopus laevis (African clawed frog), 3500 nucleotides long. RefSeq names its product tetraspanin 17 L homeolog (gene tspan17.L). The record is from RefSeq and is a predicted model, not a curated record. The transcript is spliced from 8 exons. Lineage: Eukaryota; Metazoa; Chordata; Amphibia; Anura; Pipidae. Bases 315 to 1127 code for a protein of 270 amino acids. Gene Ontology annotation, cellular component: membrane; plasma membrane.
GCCGCUAGAGCACACCGCGCCUGGGACCUCCCAUAGCUGGGAGGAACUGUCUUCAUCAUCACCGCAUCCAGGAUAAGGCAGUACAAGCAAAGACAUGGAUAUCCCAUGCCCGAAUCCCCGGGAAGAUCUAUAACAAUAGGCUGAGCUUCCAGCGCUCCUCACACCUUCCCAAUGUCAGCCUUAAGCGCCAGGGAAGCUUUGGUAUCACCCCCUCCCCUAGCCCUUCUCAGCGCUCCUUUCUGAUCAGGUAUCCCUGCGCCUGUUGGACUGAACCAUUGCUGCUGCUCCCCCUCCUCUCCGGCUUGAUACAAACCAUGUCAGGCAAACACCAGCAUUUUAAAGGUCCCGAAGUGAGCUGCUGUGUGAAGUAUUUCUUGUUUGGAUUCAACAUAGUGUUUUGGUUGCUUGGAGCUGCUUUUCUAGCUAUUGCCUUAUGGGCAUGGGCAGAAAAGGGAGUCCUGUCCAACAUCUCGUCCAUCACAGACCUUGGUGGCUUUGACCCUGUCUGGCUCUUCAUAGUCACUGGAGCGGUUAUGUUUGUGUUGGGGUUUGCCGGCUGCAUUGGAGCCUUGAGAGAAAACACCUCACUUCUAAAAUUUUUCUCAGUCUUCCUGGGGUUGAUCUUCUUCCUGGAGCUGACUGCAGGGAUCUUGGCCUUUGUUUUCAAAGACUGGAUCAAAGAUCAGCUUAAUUUUUUUAUCAACAACAACGUGAAGGCGUAUCGUGAUGAUAUUGACCUCCAGAACCUCAUUGAUUUUGCUCAGGAAUAUUGGUCCUGCUGUGGUGCACAUGGACCUAAUGACUGGAACCUCAACAUUUACUUUAACUGUACAGACUCCAACCCAAGCAGGGAGCGCUGUGGCGUGCCAUUCUCCUGCUGUGUGAAGGACCCUGCGGAAGAUGUUCCCAACACACAGUGUGGAUAUGAUGUGCGGUUGAAGCUGGAACUGGAGCAGCAAAGCUACAUCUAUACCAAGGGAUGUGUGGGCCAGUUUGAGAAGUGGCUGCAAGAUAACCUAAUUGUAGUGGCUGGAGUGUUUGUUGCAAUUGCUUUAUUACAGAUUUUUGGCAUUUGUUUGGCUCAGAAUUUAGUUAGCGACAUCAGAGCUGUGAAAGCGAACUGGUGACCCAUUGCCGUCCUUACCACGAAGCCGGAACUCUCUUAACACUGGAGCCUGCCUUUUUUUUUUUUUUGCACUGCCCUUAAACAUCACACAGACAUUAAAGCAUGAACUUCUGGAGGAUAACGUUCCUUGAUAGUAUUUUGUGGAGAACCAGUUGGCUGGAGUGGUCUGGCUAAUUCUGUCUAACUAUGGGUUUUACACAUAACAGGGGACAAGAUGUUGUUUGUGCCACAAUCUACAAAUCCAGCCCGAGCUUCCUUCCCUCCGUGGACCUGGAGGGGCUGGCACUGGAAGCCUUGUGUAUAUACGUGCAUGUGCGAUGUCAGAAGGCGGUGUGACUGUGAUUUAUAUUUAUAUAUAAUUAUAUAAAUAUCUAUAUUGUAAAAAUGUAAAGACUCUUAACGGCCAUGCCAGCCCUCCUUUUAUUGGAGAGGCUCCAGGCUUUAUAUGUGGAAGGGGCUUUAAAUGUCUGAAUCAUCCCUGUCCUUUGGUGCUCUGUGGGGUUCAGGCUGUCAGCCAAAAAAAACCUCCCAAUAUUGUCUGACACUGGAGGCAUUGUAGAUUUUUGAUUUUGUAUUAACCUGUUUAGUCUCCAGAGCUGCCUAUGUGAGUUUUAUUGUUAAUGCUACUUAUUUUUAUUUGUUUGUUUUAUUCCCCCUUGCUGUGUUUUGUUGGCAGUGCCAGUUAAGGUCAUAGCAGUAGUUGAAUACUUGAAUUGCUGCCAUCUUCUCAAGAAAGACCAAGGGUCAUGCACCAGCGCUUUAAUCUAUAGGGAACAUGGUAGGCCUCUUUAUCCAUCAAAAAGCUCUUUUAAUACCAAAGCAGGCAUUGUGACAAGAUGGAAUCUGCAACUCAGAAUUACAAAUGGCUUCCCUAUUCAUAUGGCUAGGCUGUGGCAGCCUAGUUGCAGUCAUUUUUAAGUUAAAACCCCAGCUUGGGUUCCUUUCUUCCUGUUGCACAUUCAGCUAAUACCAAUGAACAUAGAAAGGAGGAACUCCCUGCAAUAUGGAAUGUUUCAGCCAUCUUGUUUCUCUUAGCUGAAAUAUGCAAUGGUUUCCCCAUAUGUUUUAAUAAAUUAUUCAGCUUGAAACCUUAUUGCUUUGUCCAAGUAUUGGUCGAGAUUGUAUUUAUCAGUAGGUGAUAAAUUCAGGGUGCCAUGAUUUAUUUCUUAGAAUAGCGUUCCUUGCUUUCUUACAAAGCCGGGAGGAUGAAAGUUUUGAGACCCAUCAGAGCUAUUCAUUACUUCAAUCUGUACCUACUGGCUUUUUAACCAAAUGGUCACACAUUUCUUAUGUAACCAAUCAGGCUCUGGAGUUAGCUGGGAAGUAAUCACAGUAGUGUAUAGAUAUCACAGCAUAAUGAUGGCUAUUGCACACUGAGUGCUUAACUUAUACUUUGGGUGGGGCUUAAAGGGAGGUUGUCCUAACCAGGGCCGGAUUUACAUAGCAGGAGCCCCUAGGCCCACUGCCAUUCAUUGCCCCUGUCCCCUCCAUUUCCUUUGUGUAAACAAAUUUUCAGCAUCGGGAUUAGACUAUUGGGGAUUGGUGUACAGGGAAUUUACUAUUGUAUCUCCUGCGGAACCUCAGUGCUUCAAAACCAAUGUGGGUGUGGUUGGGUGGCACGCCACCCCCCUAAAAUUCUGCUUCCCUAGGCCCGGGACUUUCCACAAAUCCAGGCCUGCUUCUAACAACUGUCUGUUUUUCUUCCAUUUGAUUUUCUUUUGGAAAUGUUAUCCCUUUUGAUCUCACUUGAAUCCAUUUGAUAACGGACAAGUAACACCAACUAAGUAAAACUGUCUCAUAAAUGUUUAUAUAAUAAAAGAAAUUAGGAUUUAUGUUCUAUUGGUAAGGUUCAGUGGACCAAGUCAUGAACUCUGUAAAGCUCAACUGAAAAUAAGUGAUCUGAGACUGACUAGGUGAGUGUGUAUGCAACAGGCCAAAGAUGGCUGCCAUCGUCUAAGCAGGCACCAUACAUUACAAUAAAAAUGAGCACAAGUAACCUAUUUGCAUUUACUGUUUAUGGAAAAACUGGUACCGAACUGCAGAUAUGUUCCGUGUUAACUGUCCUAUUGUGUGCACUGUGGGUCCUACUAUAAAAGUGACUGCGUGGAGCACUCAGAGGUGGAAUUUACAUCCUGGGGGGAAUUGGUGGGUGGUCAGCAGAAGCUGCUCUGUUAUUUUAACACUUGUCUCCCUCAAAAUAGUGAAUGUUUCCAGGUCUCGCAGAUGUCCCAGUCAUGCCGAUCUGUAAUGACUUUAUGUGAAAAUGCACAAUGCCAUCCGUCCAGGUUUUAGAAGGAUGAUUAUGUAAAUUUGGUAUCUACAUUGAAAUGUUAUUAAAUGCAGUCUUCAUGAAAAAUAAAUUCCUCAAACCUUG